GCCGGCACGGUUCCGCACGGCUGGAGAAAUAUGUGAAUUUCGCUUCAGAAGCACCACACACAGCCAAAGCACACAGCGGUGCAAAAAUACAAACUGUUUUCGGUCGCACCGUACUCGCCGUCGCAAUUGUUCUGUGGCCUCGUCGCGUGAGAUCGUCUGUCCUACCGCCGCCACCACCACCACCAUCGCCGCCCCCCGCCUUCGGCUGCAGAUAGCCUGGCCAAUUUACGCUGACUGGUGACGCGCGCCAGCGCACCCGCACGCCGACGAAGAGCGACGACGCAGCCUUGGUGAAGCGACCAGUGUGUUUCGUGUUCUUUUUUUUUUUUGGUUUUGUUUUAUUUUGUUUGCCUCUUUAUUUCGGACCACGAUCGAGCCCGGAGGCCCACCACCACUGACGUAGUUUUUUUUUUCUGAUUGAGCGCAUUUUGCUAUCUCAACGGAACGGUCGUGAUCGUGCGCGGUUCCAGCGAAAGAGGCGCCGUACGCCAGUUCUUGCCGAUCCACCGAAGCAGAUAGAACGCUUUCUGCGCGCGCACACCAGCCUGGAGAAGCCCGGUUAUAGAGGGAAAUUGUAUUUAUGCUAUCGCGAUACGCGCCAUCGAUUAGCAGUGUCGGUCGGGCAGUCGGCCAGUGCGGAUCGUGCGACGCAGUAACGUUCGGGAAAUACACGCGACACGCGCGGAAUCGUCCAUCAACCUAAACAUUAAACGAAAAUACUAAAACAAACGAAAAAAGGCCGAUUCAUCUCAAACCGGAAGCCUUCUGCGGGGUUGGAAGUGGCGUGUGCUGCAGCGAGUGUUUUUGCGCGUUGUGUAACCGAAUUUUCGCGGCGGCCAGGUGCGCGAAGGGUUUUUCUCUAAAAGCCCCUGCCAACGUUGUGGUGUGCCGCCUUAUCUUACUUGUUGCACACAUACUCACACACACUGACGUUCGUUCCGGUGGUAUUGUAAAACACGUCCCCAAGUGGCCGGUGUGAGUGGGUGAAACUAAACCCCAGGCACUCUAGCCCGACCAGUGAGGCUCCAGUCGCAGCCGCAGCAACUUGCCAGUCAACGAGCCAACCCAAUCUACCAGUUCUACCAGCCAACGAAGCCACUCUCGUCGUCCAAGAUGAGCAUGAGUUCGUACACCGAGAGCAGCUCGGAGGAGGACGACCUGUCGCCGCGCGACAAGGUGCAGCAAAACUCGAAGGGCUAUGCGGACUUCUGCGUCCGCAACAUCAAGCAGCACUCGUUCGGGAGGCACGAGAUUGAGAUCGCGGAGCAGGAGAUGCCGGGCAUCAUGGCGCUGCGCAAGCAGGCGCUCGACGACAAACCGCUCAAGGGUGCGAACAUCGUCGGCUGCACGCACGUGAACGCGCAGACCGCCGUCCUCAUCGAGACGCUCAUCUGUCUCGGUGCGAACGUGAGAUGGGCGGCGUGUAACAUCUACUCGACGCAGAAUGAGGUAGCGGCCGCACUGGCCGAGAGCGGCGUGCCGAUCUUUGCCUGGCGUGGCGAGAUCGAGGAAGACUUCUGGUGGUGCAUCGACAAGUGCGUGCACGCGGAAAACUGGCAGCCGAACAUGAUCCUGGACGAUGGGGGUGACGCGACGCACCUGAUGCUGAAGAAGUACCCGGUCAUGUUCAAGAUGAUCAAGGGCAUCGUGGACGAGAGCGUGACGGGCGUGCACCGGCUGUACCAGCUGUCCAAGACGAGCAAGCUGACCGUGCCGGCGAUGAACGUGAAGGACGCGAUCACCAAGACCAAGUUCGACAGUCUGUACAGCUGCAAGGAGUCGGUUAUCGACAGCCUGAAGCGCGCCACGGACAUCAUGAUCGGCGGCAAGCAGAUUGUGCUGUGCGGGUACGGCGAGGUCGGCAAGGGCUGCGCCCAGGCCCUGAAGGGGCUCGGCUGCAUCGUCUACGUGACCGAGAUUGAUCCGAUCUGCGCGCUGCAGGCGUGCAUGGAUGGGUUCCGCGUGGUCAAGCUGAACGAGGUGAUCCGCACGGUGGACGUGGUGAUUACCUGCACCGGCAACAAGAACGUGGUGACGCGCGAGCACAUGGACAAGAUGAAGAACGGCUGCAUCGUGUGCAACAUGGGCCACUCGAACACCGAGAUCGACGUGAACAGCCUGCGCACGUCCGAGCUGCAGUGGGAGAAGAUGCGCUCGCAGGUCGACCACAUCAUCUGGCCAGGGCCGGACGGCAAGCGCAUCAUCCUGCUGGCCGAGGGCCGGCUGGUGAACCUGUCCUGCUCGAGCAUCUCGUCGUUCGUGGCGUCGAUCUCGGCCACCACGCAGGCGCUCGCGCUGAUCGAGCUGUUCAAUGCGCCGCCCGGCCGCUACAAGGCGGACGUCUAUCUGCUGCCGAAGAAGAUGGACGAGUACGUCGCCAGCCUGCAUCUGCAGACGCUCGAUGCGCAUCUGACGGAAUUGACCGACGAGCAGGCCCGGUACAUGGGCCUCAACAAGGCCGGCCCGUUCAAGCCGAACUACUACAGGUAUUAGUAUAGCAGGUGCGCUUCGUUUCCGGCCGGGCCGCGCCGCCGCACGCACGACGCCACACGCUGCCGUGCCGCGAGUUAGCACCGCUCGGACGCGCACACCUUUAUUAGCAAGCAUAGCGAAUUUAUGAACCGCAAUCACAUCACUUCGUCGAACCGAGCUCUGUGUGUGUGUGUGUGGAGCUGGUGGAUGUCACCCCAAAUUACUAGCUGCAGCAGAUAGAAGAAAAAAAAACCCCAAAUGCGAAGAGUGAGAAAGAAGCAGAACCACUUUCGAGAUGUAUGUGUGUGUGUGUGUUGUGAGUGUGGAGCCUGCAAUACGAACCACUUUUCGACAGGAAGAACCUUUGGAAACACCCACGCACACACACACACACUGUUUAGCAUUUAGACGAUAGAUUAGAAAUGAUAAAACAAUGCAAAGGAAGAUGCGGUUAGGAAAAAGCGAUGGUUCAUUUGCAUGAGCGUCAACGUACUAGUUUUUUUCAUUUAGAUCAAUGGUUUUCAGAUCUUUUUACCGCAUUUCCUCCCAUUCCCUACCGGCCCUUAGACGGGCUUCAAGAAAAUCGGUACAAAAUGAGUUAAACAUCAUUUUCUGUUGCUACCUCCCAACACUUUUACUUUUCAUACAAACACCUGGAUUGUUAGCUUGCUUCUAUCUGUCAAACGCCCUAAAGAUUUGGGAGGAACGUGUUGUUUUUACAGGGUUUUCCAGAUGUUUUCAUAGUUGUCGGACACUUCCUUGACUUUUUCUUAUUGGAAGUGAACUUCAUAUGUUGGAAAUUGGACUCUAUGGCACGUUUUUUGGACAGACUGCUUGGACAUUCCUAUUGGAUUUGUCCAUCAAGGGUUCUAUAGAGUCCAAUUCAGGUUACAUUAAGUUCAUUUCACGUGUGAAAGAGUUAAUAAAGUGUUCCACAACUAUGAGAACUCCUGGAAAGCCCUGUAACGCAAAACAAAAGUUUGGGCAUAAGUGGGUUAGUAGGAGGUUUUUUUUUUAAAUUCUUCGUACGAGGAACGCAUAUAAUUUUGGAUGCCUCAUCUAUUGUCUUAAGUUGCUCUUAAGGUGGUGUCUUAAGUUGGCUAGUCCAUUUUUUUAAGUACUGGAUUUUUACAGCAAAAUCAUGUAGCACCUUGACAAGCUUAUUUUUGGAUUUAAUAGGGAGCUUUGUACAAUGCUACAAUGUACAGCUUGUGUUGGUUAUUGGACGAAUAAUCGUUUUUCGAAUCUUACUUUUUUUUGAUACGAAUAAUCUAGUCAUUGACCCAAUGCAUUUUACGAAAUUUUGAUAAAAAUUUCUCCCUGAAAAAAAUAUAAUAACAAUUUGAAAACCGCUGAUUUAGAUGAUGAACUGGCCGUGAGUCGCAGCUUUUUUGUUAAUUUUAAUUGAUGAAAUAUAUAUGGUUUCAUUUCGCAAUUGCAAUACAAUUUGUUUACUAAACCAUGAACAUUAUUUGGCAGACCAGAAACGUUCUUUAUUUCGACGGGUAGGACGGGUUCUUUUUAUGAGUAGCUCAGUGCAUUAUAAUUUGUUAAGAAUCGAUGAACGUUGAUUAGACGAUCUUUAUUUUGAAUGCACUGACCGUACGGUUCUGGUUCUUUAGUCAGGCCCCUAAUUUUCUGUCGAGCAUGGAGCUCCUCGAGCGCGUGUGGGUAUUAUGACUGUAAAUCGGGAUUAAUAGAAGCAAAACGGUACACCUGCUCUUCCUUUGCUAUGUAUAAAAAAGAGAGAAAGAGAGUUAAAAAAACGAUAAAUAUAUAUAUUUAAAAAAACGAAUUUCUUCCGCCGCUUUUACACACACACACACCCGCAGUAGCAGAACUCUGUAUCCUGUAGAAGAGCGAAAGUGUGCAAUCUGGUUAAAAAUUUCUUGUUAAAAGCGAUGCAAAGGAGACGGACAGAGAGCGAAAGACACGUGGUGGAAAAGUAAAAAAAAAAUCCAAAAACUAUAACUAUAGCAAUUAAAACAUACGCAAACGCACGAAGAAAAGCAGCGAUGAUGUCCCGGUGGGUGUAUGUGUGUUGUUUGUGCGCGAUAUUCGCAACAAAACAUAAUCGAUCGGUCGGUUUGGGUUUUUUUGCUUUACCAUUCGCAACCGCUCGAUUGGGACGCGUGGCGUCGCUCACGUGGCUUUUUCUUCGCAACUGCAAAAUUAAUUGUCAAUUAACCGAACAAACCCCCCACCCGCUAUCGAACGAAGAACGAGCAAGCAAGGGAAAGCGCAAUGCAAUGCGACGAGAAUGGGAAAUAAUGUGAAUUAGAAGAAAAAAAAAACAAUGUCUGCGCCAAAGCCGAUUGCGACUUCUUCAGCGCUUUUGUUUCAGCAUGUGUUUAAGAGAGGUGUUAUCCUGUAACAGCCAAGCUAAGGAUUGCAUUUGCUCCGUUUGGGCAGAGUAUUUCCGUUUCGUUUCGUGGGCGCGCGCCACACAACUAACUGAUUUUUUCCCCCAUUUUGAUGGGCAGAGGCUCAAUUCUCCUCCUUCAAAAGCCAGAACAAAAUGUUUGUAAAAAACAAAACAAAACACUAUCUAUUGCUCUUAUGUGUACAGCAGGUAAAUAGGCGAACGAAAAAACAAAAACCGAGGCGAAGCGUACGAACGGAAAAGAAAAUUGCUCUUGAAAUGGAGAAA
This is a messenger RNA of Anopheles merus, 5122 nucleotides long. Its product is annotated as adenosylhomocysteinase-like 1. Bases 1114 to 2493 code for a protein of 459 amino acids. The transcript is spliced from 6 exons. The record is from RefSeq and is a predicted model, not a curated record. Gene Ontology annotation, cellular component: cytosol. Gene Ontology annotation, biological process: L-methionine cycle. Lineage: Eukaryota; Metazoa; Arthropoda; Insecta; Diptera; Culicidae.